GUGUAGAUCACUCAAGACAUCAAUAACAACAAAAUGUCGGCAAAAGUGUUUAAAGUUGUCGACAGUUUACGUGAGCGUUUUCUUCAUUUUGCUGCCAUUUCGGAUCAAUUGCCAGAUACCUAUCGAUCGGGAAUUGUUUUCGGCUUCACUUCAGUUGAUGAGAACAACUGUAGCUAUUGUUUAGGUUGUGUAGACAUCGAUGAAGACAUACCAUCUGGUAAUACAAUUCAAGGCGUCUAUUGUUUGAUAUCUUCGGCAUCUGAACAGCACUUACUUGAUUUGUGCCAAAAGUUUGCUAAAAGUAAGAAAAGUGGAAAAUUAAUUAUUUUAACUAUCGGUACAGUAAUUGAUAAUCAGACGCCAGAAUUGAUUACAAAAUUUUAUGACAUUAAGUCCAAGAAAUUGUGCGAAUGUUCUCUAGAAGUGGUCAACGAUAAUGAAGUCAUUGCUAAGACAAUAAUUGUUCGCUUAAGAGCUGAUAUUUGUUUAUCAUUUGAGGCAACAGUUGAAACAUUUUUAGAUGAAUUAAUGAAAUCAACAGAUAAUGUUAAAGAAGUGAUCAAUUCAUAUGAUAUACAGUUAAAUCAGUCAAGUUUUAAGACCAACAUCAGUGUCACUGAUAAUUCAUACAAUUCUAUAACAUUAAGUGAUCUUUACUCAUAUCUCGAAGAAGAUCCCGAUAUGUUUGAUGGUAUUGAAGUGCCAGCAAAUAUGCGAAAGAAAAUGAUUGAAAAGAUGCGCAAACAGAAAGCUAAUGACAAAAGUCCUCUUGAGUUUGUUGUCACCAAUGGUUCAAAUGUCAGCCAUUUAGCUGAAGACAACAAAAAGUUUACAUUCAAUAUAACUAUUGACUGUUUAUCACUAAUUGAAGACAACAAUACUAUUUCAUAUUUGUUGAGACAAUUUUCAAAUCAAUUGAAACAAAAGUUGAGUUCAUUUGCCAACGCUAUCGCAGAGUUUGAAUUACCAAAUGUCGUAUUAGACUUCGAGCCGUCAAAGUUAUCGACUCCCGUGACAUACAAUUUUUGGCCAAAAAAUGCGACACAUUUUAUAUCGUUAACUUAUCCGAAGAAUGCUACUGACGAUGAACUAACCGAACGGCGAAAACAUUUUCAUUACCGAUAUUUGAUUCCUUUAGAUCGACCGGUGUUUCGAAAAUCAAAUCGUUAUUUGUUGGCCAACGAACGUCCGAAAUCCGAUUACUUAUUAUCAGUUCACAAUGGUUUAAAAGAAUCGGGUAUUAAAAAUGGACAAAUCUAUUGUGUUAGCGGUGACUACACCUAUCAUCACUAUAUGCAGGACAGAAUUGAUGACAAUGGCUGGGGAUGUGCUUAUAGGUCAUUGCAAACUAUAAUUUCUUGGUUUAGACAUCAAUCAUACAUUGAUAAACCUGUUCCCACUCAUAAAGACAUUCAACAAGCACUGGUAGAUGUUGGCGAUAAAGAGCCAUCAUUUAUAGGUUCGCGACAAUGGAUUGGUUCACAAGAAGUUAGUUAUGUUUUAAGCCAUUUGUAUGGAAUUACUUCCAAAAUAAUGUUUGUUAACUCUGGCGCUGAAUUGAGUAAUAAAGGUCGAGAAUUAGCCCAUCAUUUUACUAGUAAUGGAACACCUAUUAUGAUAGGUGGGGGUGUAUUAGCCCAUACAAUCCUUGGUGUAGACUUCAGUGAAACCACUGGUGAUAUCAAGUUUCUUAUACUUGAUCCUCAUUAUACUGGUUCUGAAGAUUUGAUAACAAUUCAAAAGAAAGGGUGGUGUGGUUGGAAAGGAACUACAUUUUGGGACAAAAACUCUUUUUAUAAUUUAUGUCUUCCUCAACGACCUGAUAUAUAUUAA
Molecule: messenger RNA, 1833 nt
Organism: Oppia nitens
Lineage: Eukaryota; Metazoa; Arthropoda; Arachnida; Sarcoptiformes; Oppiidae
Product: ufm1-specific protease 2-like
Exons: 3
Coding region: 34-1833 (599 amino acids)
Source: RefSeq, a predicted model, not a curated record